Messenger RNA from Caenorhabditis auriculariae, 6678 nucleotides. The record is from the annotation of a GenBank genome assembly. Lineage: Eukaryota; Metazoa; Nematoda; Chromadorea; Rhabditida; Rhabditidae.
AUGGCGUUUGGACUCGGUUUUUUAUUUUUUCAACUUUGAAAUUUUUUUGAAGUUCUAUUGCUCAAAAAUACCUUGUAAAACUUGAAAAUAAAUGAAUAAAUUGGAUAAAGUUUCGAUUUUUCCAGGUUACAACAUUGUUGGGGACGGAACUCCGCAGGCUUUCAUCCCAAUUCUAACAGCCAAAACUGAAGUCGAACUCCCUUUGACUAGGUUUUCAGCUCCUUUCCCACAAAAUAAAGCUCUUUUCAUCCAGGAAAAGAUACCCCAACGCGAACUACGUCGAUGACGUCUAUCCUUUCAUUUGGAAGAAUUUCUCGGACGCCGGCUAUAUGACCAUGUAUGGAGAGGACGCCUUCGCCAUUGGUUGGUUUUUGGAAGAAAGAAAAGCUAUUUUUCUUGAAAAUUAGUGGUUAAAAUUGCUCUAGUUAUGUUUCAGGUCCUUAAAAAAAUUUUUUUAGAUAAUUUUUUUCCCAUUGGAAAAAGUCAGAAAAAAAUCUCAAAUUUUUUUGAAAUCUCUAUUACUUCCUGUCAAGGUUAUAUUUUUAAUACACUUGUUUUUCAAGGCCAAAAAUUGCUGAAUUAAAAUGUUUUUUUAUGUUUUUUUCUUUUUUUAAAUAUUAAAAAAACUAUCAAAGAUUUUUUUCAGCUUUUUUUCUCGAAUCGAAAAAGUCCAUAUAAAAAAAUAGUUAGCGAAAGAUUUUUUUCAUUGUUUCUAAGGUUUUUUUGAUUGUAUUGUAUUUCAUUUUAUUUCUGCAACAUCAUGAAAAAAAGUUAUUAUGCUCUGAAUUUUUUUCCAGUUUAAUGAAAAAAAUUGCUAGUUUGGUAAUAUCUUUUUUUCAGAAAAAAAUAACUUCUUUUUAUUAUUUUUCUUUUAGGAACUUGAUUGUUUAGGAUCCGUUUUUUUCUCAAAUUUUUCAUUCAUUUUUUUGAUUUCUACAUGCUUUUUUUAAUCUUUUUAAAAAAAUAUGGUAAGUUCAUUAAUUUUUUUCCUCAUUGAUCUAAGCAUUUUUUUAAUGUUUCUUGAAUGCGCUUUGAGAUUUUUUUAAUCGGUUCUAAUCGAAGUCUUUUUUUCUGAGUUUUUUUCAAAGUCCCUCAGAAAAUCCUCAAGAAAAAUCCGAAAAAAAUCAAUAUAAAAAAAUACUUAGUAAAAGAUUUUUUUCAUACUUUCCAAGGUUUUUUUGUUGAAAUAAUUUUUUUAUGCUCUGACUUUUUUUCCAGUUUUGAUGAAAAAAAUUGCAGUUUAAAAGAUAUUUUUUUGAGAAAAAAAAUGCUUGUUUUCUUUUUCAGUAUUUUCUUAAAGAACUUGAGUGUUUAGGAUUGGUUUUUUCAAAUUUUCAUUCAUUUUUUUGAUUUCUACAUACUGUGCUAAUCUUUUAAGAACAUUAAGUUUUUCCUUAAUGAACUGUAAGAAUUUUUAAAGUUUUUUGAACGCGCGUGAGGAUUUUUAUCGGUUCUGAGUUUCUCAAAGUCCCCUAGAAAAGCAACAAGUAUUUCCAGGAACCUUCACCUACCGACUCAAGGGAUUCCGGAAGCAGCCGGCCGACCACUACACCAGAACUCUUUUCGAACAAAUCGAGAAACUCAACGACCGCAAUUGCAUCGGCUCCAUUCCUCUUCAUAAAGUCGAUAUUUUUCAAAAAAAUAAUAUCCCUAAUUAUGGAAUAUUUGAAGAUGUGGUUUGACGCCGGCCGAAGGUUCAUGAAAACCUACAGCACCGUCCCGAGAUUCUUAUUGAUGCACCAGGUUCGAUUCACUGUUUCAACCGGGAUAUUUUUAAAAAAAUUUUUCAAAAAAACUAUCACUCUGAAAUCAAAAAGACAUGUGAGAAAGUGUUAUUUUUUUCGCAAAAAGUUGGUUUUUUCAUUAAAAAUCACGACUUCAAGCAGUUUUUUUCAAUAAUUGUGAUAAGAACCAAAUUUCUUCAAGAAAAUCGAGAAAAAAGAAAAAAAGGAAAAAAAUACAGGUUUUUCUGGAUUUUGUGUUGAAAAAUCAUACAUUUUAUCGUACAAUUUUUUAGAAAUUUUUUUGAAAUUUAAAGUUUUUUUAAAUUAUCAUUUUUGAGCUGAAUCUUAAGAAAAAAAUUGCAUUCAAAAUUUUUAUUUUUUUGUUUUUUGCUGGAAUUUUUUUCAAUUUUUUUGAAUUUAUUUUUUUGGUUGGACUCGUAUUUUCAAGACAAAAAAAUCGAGAUUUUUCGACUCCACUAAAAAAAGAAAAAAAUUUUCGAAGAAUUUCUUUUUUUAAAUUUCAAUUAAUUUGUGAAAAAAAUGGACGAUUUGCCUCAGGAACUCUAGAAUGGUCCCUAUAGGGGCAUUUUUAGGGACCCUCGCAGUGUCCCCUCUAUGGACCACCACAGCAAGCCCUAUAGGGGCCACUAAAGCUUGCAAAAGUGGUCCCUGUAGGGUUUAGUUAGUGCAAUUUAGCUUUAGGGGCUAAGGUUCACCCUAAAUCCCUAUAGGGACCACUUUUUCGGCCCCGAGGCUAUUUGUUCCCCUAGGAACCUAUGUGGAGUUCCUAAGUUUCAAUUAACUGAAAUAAUCCACGAUUUUCAGAGCCUUUUGUCCCACGACGAUGUCAAUUUGGUCGGCGUUGAAGACGACGACGUCUUGGCUCAUCUGACAAGAAUGUUCGAGGAAGGUUUGGAGGGAAAAUCGGAAAAAAAAAUACUCUUGAAUGGUUAGGUGAGUUCGACAACUCUCUGGUGGUUGUGAUGGCCGAUCAUGGACAUCGUUUCGCCAAACUUCGGGAUACUCAUCAAGGACAGCUGGAAGAGGUGACUAGAAGAAAAGAUGGACUUUCCAAAGACCGAUGGCAGAGAUUAAGCCUUUUCUCUGCAUGCAGCUCCCAAUUUAAUCUACCCCGGAGGGAUGAAAGGCUUGGUCGACCUCGGGGGGACUCGAACCUACGACCUCGCGGACGUUAGAAAUAAGUCUUCACCAGCUGAGCUAUGCCGCCCCGUUGCAGAAGUUACUGUACCCGUCCGAAAAUACAGAAAAUCACUUUUCGCUCACAACUUCCUUGUGUUAAACUUUCUAGAGCUGCCUUUUUUUCUGCAAACUGAAACCCCAGCAGAGAGUUGCAAAUAUCAGUAAUCACAACUCCAGAAGGUUCCAGGAAGAUUAAACUACAUACAAAGGAGUUUUGAUCAAAAAAGCGUUUUUUCGUUUCUUUUAUGACGGUAUAUACAAAUAAGUAUCCCGGGCAAGGAAUGGUGGAUAAGGGCCGCUAAAAGGGUCAAAAAAGGCUGCAGAUAGGCAGCAAAAAAGCCGCAGAAAGGUCCCAGAAAGACCGCAGAAAGGCAGCAAAAAGAGUUCCUUUAUCGAGCCUUCCAUUUUUUCUGGGGUUCUAAAGACUCAAGAAAUGGUGAAAAAAAGGGAGAGGCAGCAAAAAUAGUGCAUAAAUGCCGAUGAAAGGGUGCAAAAAGGCAGCAAAAAGGGAGCCUUAAAAGGAACAUUUCUAUGGAGCCUUUUUCCAUAUUUUCCGACUUUCCCUAUGCGUGAUUUGUAACCUCGUCAUGCAAAUUUUCGUUGAUUAUUAUAAAAUUUUUCAGAAUAGAUCCGAAAUUUAUAAUUUAUCAUAUAAUGUAUCGGCUAUUACACAGGCAAAGUAGGAAAUGGUGGAAAAAGGCUCAUUUUUUGCUGCCUUUUUGUCGGCCCUUAUGCACCAUUUUUGCUGCCUUUUUGCACCAUUUUCUCAGCCUUUAUGCACCAUUUUUGCUGCCUCUCCCUUUCUUCACCAUUUCUCGAGCCUUUAAAUCCCCAGAAAAAUAAAAGUCUCGAUAAAGGGACUCUCUUUGCUGCCUUUCUGGGGCCUUUUUGCAACCUUUUUUGAGCCUCUCCCUUUUAACUGCCAUUAUCCACCAUUCCCACUUUAUGGACCUCGUAAUUUUUCUUCUCACAUUUUUCAUAACUAUUUUAUUUCCAGCGCCUUCCAUUUUUCUCGUUCGCCUUGCCGAAAUCGUACCGAUCGACGCCGAAAGGUGCCCAAAUGUACAAGAAUUUGGUUGAGAACAAGGAGAAGUUGGUUUUUGUCAAAUUUUUCGCUGAUAGUUGAUUUUUUGGUCAGGUUGACCAGUCCGUUCGAUAUCCAUGCGACUUUGAUGGAUAUUCUGAACCCUCCAGAAGAUGAUUUGCUGAAAAAAGUGAGUUUUUGGGGGAGACUUGUGAAGAAAAUUUGAUUUUUUUUCAGGUCCAAUCAGCAGCAGAUCGAUCGCUUUCGUUGUUCAGGCCAAUGCCCGAUGAGAGAACUUGUGCUCAGGUAAUUUCUAAGUGACAUCUUGAGGGGUUCUAAUAAUGGAGACAGAAUCCAGCGACACAGAGUUACUCAAGGCUUUAAAAUGCGUGUUCAAAUUAAUUUCGCAUAAAUUAAAGGAUCCCUAGAGUAUACUUGACAUUAUUUACUGAAAAAAACUUUGGUGUACACUUAAGAGACCCCUCAAAGACUUUUCGGGGAGGAGAGGACACUAAAGUGGCCACUAAACCACCUCUAUAUUUGAUUUGACGCUCCUCAUAAUUUCAUUUUCUCAGGCCGGAAUUGAGCCCCAUUGGUGUACUUGCCUGGCUUGGGCCGACGCUCUGACGACUCCAGAAGACCGGAAUUUGUCGCUUCGGCUGGCCCAAGCAGUGGUCCGAGCCAUCAACGAUGAGAUCGGGCCCGAAAAGGAACUCUGCUCGCCUCUCAAGCUUGAUUCGAUGCUUGAUUCGAAAAAGUGCGGUUUUAAAGUUCUUGAGGGCUUUAGAGUUUGAAAAAGUGAAUGAGGGACUGUAUUUGAAGCUCUUCUCAUAUCUUUUUACUACUGGAAAUCACGGAAAAGUCCAUAGUUUUUGAUAGAAUUAGUUCUUCUUAGGAAUUCCAGAGUGGUCCCUAUAGGGGCAACCUAAGGGCACUUGGAGAUUUCCCUCUAGGGGCCAAUUAAGCUUGCGAAAGAGGUCCCUAUAGGGGAUAAAUUACGGGGAAAAUUUUUAGUGGCCACUAUAGAGGCUCGCCAAGAACUACUUGGAGAGGAAACUAAAGUGGCCACUAAUCCCACCUCUAUAGUGGCCACUAUUUUCCGUUUUAGUGGCCACUUCAGUAGUUUUUCAUCCAGUAUUCCUUCCAGUACUCUGAUAACUUUGAAACAAACAGAUUGGACCAGUUAUGUUGAUCCAUUGGCCCCUAAAGUGGCCACUAAUUGGACUACUAUAGAGGCCACUAAAGCGUAAAAACCCUGUAGUGGCCAUUCAAAAUUUUCCCAGAGUCAGUGAUUGUUAUGAAAAAGCGUUUUUGAAUGAAAUUCAAAGACCCCUCUAGGGUCUACUUGAGCUUCAGGGCUAAGAGGUCAGAUCCUAAACCCUUAUAGGGACCACCUUAAUUUUACCCCUAUAGUGGUUGUUUCCCCCCUAACCCCUCUAGGGACCAUUCUGGAAUUUGCUUUUUCUCAAUUUUAAAAACCUUUGGCCAUUUUAAACAUUCCUAUAAAAACCAGGAUUUAUUCAUCCCGGCGAACUUCAGCAGAAGUUGUGAAGGAAAACUUUAAAUAUAAGAUAAAAAGGACGUUCGUUCUCAUUUUACCUUUUUUUUUUUGAACCUCGAAAAUUAUCCGAUUUGAGCUUUAUAUUGAGAUUUCGGUGAAUUUUUUUCGCUUUUUAAAGCAUAUCAAUUGACAUUUUCCACGAAAAGCUUUAAUAUUUCAAGUUCAAAUAGAAAUUUCAACCAUUUUUUUGCUCUAGAAAAAAAGUCAUAAAAUCGGCAUUUAAAAUAUUUUUCCCGUUUUAAAUACAACUUCACAUGUCAGAUACGUUUCGCCGCUAUCAUAAAGAUAACCAUGAAUAUUCAUAAUCUGUUCAGCUCGGCGAAUUAUCUGAGAUUCUAUUUUACAAACUUAUAGACAGAAAAGAACGAAACUGAAAGAGGAAAAAUCAGAGCUGUGCGUUGGAACUUUUUUUCUCUCAUUUCAAACUUUUCAUCGCACAUUUUAUCUAAAUAACAUAUUUUCGAUCUCUGAAUCCCCGAUUUACACAAUCUGUGAAAAUUUCGAGACAAAAAUGUUCGAAAAGUGGAAAAUUUUUGACCGCUUCGCGACCGCGUUGCAACAGCACAGCCGGCCUUUUUUUGUAAAAAAUGAUAAAUAGAGUCUGUUCAAAUUUUGAAUGUCCAGUCUUUUCUCAAGCUCCGCCCCUAAUGGCUCGAUAAACCAAUCAGAGAGCGAGCGUGUUUGACGUCAUUUUUUUUUGACAAUGACAUCAUUUUUUGGCAUUUAAAAACCUUAUCAAAGUUUAGAAAACCUGCAGCCGUUUAGUCUCUCAAAAAUUGACAAUUUCAUUUAAUUCUUUCGAAUUUCGUUUCUCUCAACCCUAAAUCUCCAGACUAAUCCCGAACCAAGGACUUCUGGCCUACAAGAACGUCAAAGACGCCGACGGAUUCGUCCCGGAUUUAUCCGGCGCCACGAAACCAGCCUUCGCCCAUUUUCAGCUGAAACUUCGGACCACGCCUGGAGACGCCGUUUAUGAGGUUUUGUAGCUGAACAACUCGUUGAGAACCUCGCUUUUUCAGGUGACCCUGUUCUACGAAUACGCGACAGACACGGCUCGUUUCGAUCUGGCCGCCUUGAGUCAUGUUAAUAAGUUUGGAGAUCGGCCACAUUGUAUCAUUGACAAGAACUAUUUCCUCGCCACCUUCUGUGUUUGUUAUGAUCGGGUUUGA